This is a messenger RNA of Tauraco erythrolophus (red-crested turaco), 1395 nucleotides long. RefSeq names its product nudix hydrolase 12 (gene NUDT12). NCBI's taxonomy places the organism in Eukaryota, Metazoa, Chordata, Aves, Musophagiformes, Musophagidae. The record is from RefSeq and is a predicted model, not a curated record. Gene Ontology annotation, biological process: NADP+ catabolic process; NAD+ catabolic process. Gene Ontology annotation, cellular component: peroxisome; cytosol. Gene Ontology annotation, molecular function: metal ion binding; NADH pyrophosphatase activity; protein binding.
AUGGCAGAUUUUGGAAAGAACCUCCAUCGGGACAUGGUUUCUCAGCUGCAUAAUUUUGCCGCUGUUGGAGAUGCAGCCAAACUGAAAGAGUUGCUCAGUCAUUCACCAUCACUUAUCAAUGCAGCUGGAGAUAACGGCUGGACAGCCCUGAUGUAUGGUGCCAGAAAUGGACACUUCAAGGUUGUGCAGAUUCUCCUUGAAGAAGGGUGUGACAGGUCCAUUGUUAAUAAAUCAUGGCAGACAGCUCUGGACAUUGCUAAAUUUUGGGGAUACAAGCACAUAGCUAAUUUGUUGGCUAAUGUGAAGGGUGGGCAGACACCUAAUUUUCUGUCAAACAAAGUGAAAGAAUAUGAAAAUUAUUUUGGCUUGACACUUCUGGACAGAAGGACUGAUAAAAGAACAGAUUCCAAGUGGCUAAGCAAAAAACAAAGCCAUCCAACUACAGUAUACAUCCUCUUCUCAAAUCUAAGUCCUUUGGUUACUUUGAGUGGGGGAACAGAGAGCUCCCAGCAGUCAGAAGUAAAGCUUUGCAGGCUGUACCACAAGGAUGUGGAGCAGUGCAUGAACCAAACAGAAGAAAGCACCUUGAUUUUCCUUGGAGUUGAACUUCAGUUCCACAUGAACCUGCUGGCUGCUUGCAAUGGACGUGUUCUGCAAGAAGAUGAAGAGGAUGGGUUAGUUGCUUGGUUUGCUCUUAGUGUAGAUUCUGCUUCUGCUGAGAAAUUUAAACAGAAGCAUGAGGACUGUUACUUUCUUCAACCACCAAUGCCAGCACUACUGCAACUACCUGAAAAAGAAGCUGGAAUAGUAGCCCAAGCUAGAUCUGUUCUUGCUUGGCACAGCCGCUACCGAUUCUGCCCAACAUGUGGGAGUGCAACCAAGAUUGAAGAAGGAGGUUACAAAAAAACUUGCUUAAAAGAAGAGUGUCCCAGUCUCCAGGGUGUUCACAACACAUCAUAUCCAAGAGUUGAUCCUGUUGUGAUAAUGCAAGUCAUCCAUCCAGAUGGGAACCACUGUCUCUUAGGUAGACAGAAGAGGUUUCCCCCAGGAAUGUUUACCUGUCUUGCUGGAUUUGUAGAACCUGGUGAAACAAUAGAAGAUGCUGUUCGAAGAGAAGUAGAAGAGGAGGUGGGAGUCAAAGUUGGCCAUGUUCAGUAUGUCUCUUGUCAGCCAUGGCCAAUGCCCUCCUCCCUAAUGUUUGGCUGCUUAGCUGUUGCAGUGUCUACAGAAAUUAAAGUUGACAAGAAUGAAAUAGAGGAUGCCCGCUGGUUCAGUAGAGAACAGGUUGUGGAAGUUCUCAUUAAAGGAAAUCAGCGUUCGUUCUUUGUACCACCAAGUCGAGCUAUUGCGCACCAGUUGAUAAAACACUGGAUUGGAAUGAAUGCUAACCUUUGA